Oikopleura dioica is the source of this 1911-nucleotide messenger RNA. Lineage: Eukaryota; Metazoa; Chordata; Appendicularia; Copelata; Oikopleuridae. The record is from the annotation of a GenBank genome assembly.
AUGGACGGUUUCGUCGUGGCCCACGCUGUUGGCUGGUUUUGCAAAACUUUGAUCAUCCGCGAUUUCUGGAUGACGAACGUUCUUUCUGUCACAUUCGAAUUCCUCGAAUACUCGCUAGAACAUCAACUUCCGAACUUCUCCGAGUGUUGGUGGGAUCACUGGAUUCUCGACGUUCUUCUUUGCAAUUUCGGCGGCAUCUGGCUUGGCAACAAGGCGCUCAAGGUGCUGGAGAACAAAGAAUACAACUGGAUCGGAAUCAGAAACCAAAUGGGAUACAAAAAUAAGAUGAGAAGAGUUAUCGCGCAGUUUUCUCCUUAUUCCUGGGUUUCCUUCGCCUGGAAGCCAAAUACGAGCAUACGAAGAUGGGUUAGCGUAAACGUCAUCAUCAUUUUCGUGCUCAUCUGCGAGCUCAACACUUUCUACCUCAAAUUCGUCAUGUGGGCCCCUCCAGAUCACCCGAUCGUACUCGGCCGACUCUGGUUCGUCGCCGCUGCCGGAGCCGUGGCAGUUCGUGAAGCCUACGAUUUCCUGUCUGGCGUUACUGCCGAAAUUGGACAGUCAGCGUGGAUUGCUGUCGCCGUUAUUAUCACAGGAAGGGGCCAAAGCCAAGGCAGCGAGGAGCCGGCUGAAAGCGCGGUGAAAACGGAAAAGAGCGCUUCGAGAUCGUACUCGAACUAUAACAGAGAGAUUUGGAGAGUCCAGGGGGGCAUUCUCGAGAGCUCACUCGUCGAAUUCUGCGUUCAGAGAACAAGGCGCAAGUUUAUCGACGAUAUCACGGCGAAGCGAAAGCCAAAUCUCACGCUUUUCAAAGAAGACUGGCUUGACUUGAUAGAAAUUCUAAAGAGAAUCGUCGCCGACAUCAUCAACAAGGGAGAUGCAAGAAGCGAGUGGCUGAAAACAGUGACGAUUACGCAUCAACUCUGCGCGCAAAAGUACCGAAAUCUCAAGAAGGUCUAUCACAUUUCCAAGCAGAAGGACUCUCGCAAAUUCAGCUAUAAGAACCAAUUCAAAGAAAUCGAAGACCUCUCCUCAACAGUUCUUCAAGAAUCAACAAAAGUCGUCACUGGUCCUUCGCAAUUUAUCAGCGAAGCAGGGUUGUCUAUCGUUCCCGGUUUGAUCCCGAAUCUUGCCGUUGCAGAAAACGUAAUGCACGUCAAUCCAGCAAGCCCGAGUCCAACAAAUCCCAACGUCAAAACGGAGAGAGAGCCCGAAAUCGGCAUCGAGGAAAUUCUCGUGAAUGAAGAUUGUGAUGAAAGAGCGAUGGAGAGCCCUGAUUCUAGCUACACCUCGCCAACUCAUCUUCAUGACGAAUCUCCGGAGACGAAAAGUGAGCCUCCCUCAGAAUCCGGCCAAGGCAUCACAGAGAAUGUCAUUCCUAUUGUUGUUGGCGGAAACAACGCGGUAAAACUCCGUACAGAAGAACUCCUGGCCCAAAUCAGCAAAUACAUAGGUGAUCAAAACGCUGAAAACAAAAAAGUGAAGCUCGUCUCGACCAAGACUGAUGUAACCCUCUCGCCUCCGGUUAAAAAAGCACUCUCUGGGAUUCCUCAUCUUUCGGAUACUCAAGCUACAGUCCGUAACUCAACUCCUCCUUCAGCGCCGCAAACUGCCGUUGAGAAGAUUCUUCUGAAGAUCGGCUGCAUGAUGGACUCGUGGCACAGAGAAAUGCGCGAGCACAACAAUCGAAUGGAACGGCUCUUGACGGAACGGAAUAAAAUCUCCGAAGAAAGCAACAGGCUUCAACGAGAGAGGAUUGCUCUCGAACGCGAGAAGUUCGAAUUCAUGAAGCUUAAAAGAACCGUCGAGGAAAUGAACAACAUCGUGGAUGAUACACCCGCCGAGCCGACAGAUGAAAAACACAUCCUUGAAACCGACCCAGACGACAUCCCAAUCAUCCAAACUGUGGAAUAG